CUGUAGAACUAUGUAUAGUAUACAGCUUCGGACAAUGGCACAUCCCACUUUUCCGAUCCCCCAUACUCGUCCUAUGCUUACAAAUGGCGUGAUCCCGUACUUUGAGGUAUACGUAGUGAUUAUCUAAUAAAUAGCCAGAUCAUUGUUCAAGUUGAAUGAUAUAUGUCUUUGAUAUCUGAUGUGAUCAUCGGUGACUUGAACGAAUCUGGAAAAACGCCUCUCAUCAUUCUCCACGGCGGGCCUGGACUGGGUCAUGAUUAUCUACUACCGCUAAAUGACCUAGCACCCGAAAUUCCCCUUGUCUUCUAUGAUCAAAUUGGGAGUGGACGAUCAACGCACUUGCCCGACCGAUCUGGGAAUGAGAAAUUCUGGUGUAUGGACCUAUUCAUACGUGAACUAGACAACCUUCUUGCGUGCUUGAAACUACAAGAGCGUCCCAUCGACGUCUACGGCCACUCGUGGGGAGGGAUCCUAGCAGCCUCCUGGGCAUCCCGACCCUCUCCCUCGACGAAUAAGCUCAGGCACCUUGUCCUUUCUAGCAGUCCAGCGAGCAUGAGCGGGUUCCGGGCCGACCUAGCUACUCUCAGGAAACAGCUUCCAGAAGAGGUACAAGCCGUGCUCAACCGCGCGGACGAGACAAAAGAUUUUACGAGCUCAGCGUACCAGGCCGCUGUCGGGGUCUUUUACCAGCGGCAUCUUAGCCUAACCCGGCUGUGGCGGCCACGGGAGGUCCAAGAUAUGCAGAACGUCGUCACGGGCUCGCUCCGUGACUGGACCUGUAUACCGUCGCUACAUAAAAUUAAGGUGCCGACACUCCUACUAGACGGGUCAGAAGACACGGUACAAAAUGAAUCUGUUGGACCACUCUUCGAGCACAUUGAGAAGGUGAAGCGGAUCACUCUGGACAAUGCUGGGCAUUUUGCCCACGUCGAUCAGCGGGAGAAGUAUAUGAAGCAUCUACGGACCUUGACAUCUUAA
Annulohypoxylon truncatum is the source of this 978-nucleotide messenger RNA. Its product is annotated as proline-specific peptidase. The record is from RefSeq and is a predicted model, not a curated record. Bases 163 to 978 code for a protein of 271 amino acids. Gene Ontology annotation, molecular function: peptidase activity. Gene Ontology annotation, biological process: proteolysis. NCBI's taxonomy places the organism in Eukaryota, Fungi, Ascomycota, Sordariomycetes, Xylariales, Hypoxylaceae. The transcript is spliced from 3 exons.